Messenger RNA from Varanus komodoensis (Komodo dragon), 2061 nucleotides. RefSeq names its product interleukin 1 receptor accessory protein like 2 (gene IL1RAPL2). The record is from RefSeq and is a predicted model, not a curated record. The transcript is spliced from 10 exons. Gene Ontology annotation, biological process: signal transduction. The coding region runs from base 1 to 2061 and encodes 686 amino acids. Lineage: Eukaryota; Metazoa; Chordata; Lepidosauria; Squamata; Varanidae.
AUGGAGCUGAGAAUUGUUGAACAAGGGUUCAUUAAUAACAUCAAUGCAUCAUAUUGCAAAUCUCGUUCUGCUCUUGUUUUUGAUGGUUGCAUUGACUGGUUGGUGGAUCUCAAGAAAUACAUGUCUCUGGCAGGUGAGCCAGUCCGCGUGAAAUGCGCCCUUUUCUACAGCUACAUCCGGACUAACUACAGCAUGGCUCAAAGCACGGGACUUCGGCUUAUGUGGUACAAAAACAAAGGUGACAUGGAAGAGCCCAUUAUCUUCUCGGAAGUGAGGAUGAGCAAAGAUGAAGACUCGAUUUGGUUUCAUGCAGCAGAGGUUCAAGAUAGUGGCUUCUACACCUGUGUGCUAAGAAACUCAACAUACUGCAUGAAGGUGUCAAUGUCCUUGACAGUGGCUGAAAAUGAAUCAGGUCUUUGCUACAACAGCACAAUUCGCUACUUAGAAAAAUCAGAAAUCACUCGAACCAAGAUCAUUUCCUGCCCUGAUAUUGAGGAUUAUAAGACUGGAAACCGAGAGCCAGAUGUCAUUUGGUACAAGGAGUGUAAACCAACAAUGUGGAGAAGUCUAGUUGUUCAGAAAGAAAAUACUCUUCUAAUACAAGAUGUUGAAGAAGAAGAUGGUGGAAAUUACACUUGUGAGCUAAAGUUUGAAGGAAAGCUAAUAAGACGAACAACGGAGCUCAAAGUUACAGCUUUAGUCACUAAGAGGCCUCCCCAGCCUUUGUACCCCAUGGAGAACCAGACGAGCAUUCUACACGUCCAGCUGGGUCAGCCGCUAACUGUUGCCUGCAAAGCAUUUUUUGGGUUUAGCGGAGAGUCGGGUCCCAUGAUCUACUGGACACGGGGAGAGAGAUUUAUUGAAGAACUUGAAAAUCACAUCAAAGAAGGUGAAAUCAGGCUUCUCAAAGAACAUCUCGGAGAAAAAAUAGUGGAGUUAACCUUAAUCUUCGACAUCAUGAAAGAGGCAGACCUGGCCAAUUAUACAUGCCAUGUAGAAAACAGGAAUGGAAGGAAACAAGCUAGCAUUAUUCUGCGAAAAAAAGACCUGAUCUCCAAAAUUGAACUUGCCGGAGGUUUGGGAGCCAUCCUUCUCUUGUUGAUUUUGCUUAUUACUAUUUACAAAUGCUACAAUAUUGAGCUGAUGCUGUGCUACAGACAAACGUUUGGAGGUGAUGAAGCCAUGGAUGACAACAAGGAAUACGAUGCCUAUCUCUCUUACACCAAAGUGGAUCCAGACACACUAGACUGUGACAACAGCGAAGAAGAACAAUUUGCCCUUGAAAUCUUGCCAGAUGUCCUGGAGAAACACUAUGGAUACAAACUUUUCAUUCCGGACAGGGACCUGAUCCCUACUGGGACAUACCUUGAAGAUCUCACAAGAUGCAUUGAACAAAGCCGAAGGCUCAUUAUCGUGCUAACUCCAGACUAUGUACUCAGAAGAGGCUGGAGCUUAUUUGAAAUGGAAAACAGACUCCAUAACAUGCUUGUUAGUGGCGAAAUCAAAGUAAUUUUCAUCGAGUGCCCUGAAUUAAAAGGCAAAGUGAAUUAUCAAGAAGUGGAAUCUUUAAAGCACACAAUUAAACUUUUUUCGGUAAUCAAGUGGAAUGGGUCAAAAAGCAGCAAGCUGAGUUCUAAGUUCUGGAAGCACUUGCUCUAUGAAAUGCCUGCCAAGAAAAAAGAGGUCCUGUCACGGCGGCAAGUCCUGGAUUCCGCCGAGCAAGGUCUCUUUGGGGAUCUCCAAACGGUGCCUUCCAUCGCUGUGACAGACACCUCUGCCUCCUUGGUUGCAUCGCAGGCAGACCUGGGCGAUUACCAACAACCAGAUCCAGUGCAGACGAGACAUUACUGCAGAGGCUACGAGUACAACAUGCAGUCUGCCACCUUGCCACUGGCCGCCAUAAGCAGCAAUCACCACACUUACUGUAACAUCCCUCUGACGCUACUCAACGGACAGCUGCCUCUCAGCAGCGGCAUAAAAGAUGCGCGGGAGUUCCACCGGAACAAUCCCUUGCUUCCAUUAUCCACGAGGGAGCUCAGUUUCACCAGCGACAUAUGGUAG